AUGGCUUUGCACCUUUUCGCAUUGCCAUUUGCGGUACCCUUAUCGACCACUUCCACUUCCACCUCCACCUCCACCUCCACCUUUUCGUCUGCCCUCCCAACCCUUUGCUUCUGCCACCAGCACCGUCCACCCUUCUUGCGCCAGAGGAGGAGAAAGAGAAGUAUAAGUAGUGCAGGACGUGCAUUUGUUGGUAAGGAAGACACCGAAGUGAGUGUCACUUCCACCCAAGAAGCCCAGCAAAACAACGACUCAGACCCUGAUCCCCAAGACGUCGAAUACGUCUCCCAAAUCAAGAGAGUUUUGGAGCUUCUCAGGAGAAACCGAGACAUGCUUUUUAGCGAGGUUAAGUUGACCAUUUUGAUUGAGGACCCGAGACAAGUCGAGCGGAGGAGGUUGCUUGGCAUUGAUGAUGCUGAUGCUCCAACCAGGGAAGACUUAGCUUCUGUUUUAGAAGAAAGUUAUGAUCCAGCCCAGAUUUCUUUGUCGUGCCUUCUACAGCACCUCUAG
Molecule: messenger RNA, 507 nt
Organism: Ilex paraguariensis (yerba mate)
Lineage: Eukaryota; Viridiplantae; Streptophyta; Magnoliopsida; Aquifoliales; Aquifoliaceae
Source: the annotation of a GenBank genome assembly